AAUCCGAAACCGAGUUCGGAUUUUCGAUUUCUAACGGAAUGUCAAAUAGUCAAAUAGUCAAAUCACCAAUGAGACUUGGGUGUUCAGUUUUUAAAUUUAAAUUUGUAAUCAUUAUUUACCGUUUGGCUUUUCUAUGUUUGAAAUCGCUCUAAAGACCGCCCGUACGCGAUUUUUGUGAUUACAAUUACAAUUGUAAAUUAUAAUUUUGGUCGAACCGUAACAAUGCUAUUUUAUUGAACAACGUCGACUUACAGCGACACAAUGGCCAAAAACAACGUUUUCGCCGUAAGAACGUUCAAAGCCGUGUUGAGUUCGUUUUUACUGUCGUACACAUCGGCUUCGCUGGUUUCGUUACGGACCAUUCUCAACUUGUCGUUCAGUUUGUACUCGGUAUUGUACGUGCCAGCUGUAUUGGUUGCGGCGUUUGUAUUCGUUAAAGUGACGUUACGGACGUACGUGCGAUCCAACGUACCAUGCAAGAAUCGUUUACGCAAAGCUGUCAGAGGGGUGCACUUGCAAGCCAUGUCCUGUGCCCUUUUGUGUUCGGCGAGUGCCUGGUGUUUAUCUUGUCUAAACUCGUUCAACGCAAACGAGAACCAUUGGUUGUUGAUCAACGCCGGUUGUGCGAUUGCUGGAGCAAUAUAUCAUUAUGAGAGCAUUUACAACGUACAGGAUUUACAUUUUCCAAUCAUCCAAACAACAAAGUACACCAUGUUUAUGUCUAAAGUCCAAGAACAUGUGCUGAAGUCAAUGAAGAAAUCGUUUGCUUACACUCUUUUUGUAUUUAUUCCUCUGUACGGAAUAAAUCCCGUAGUGUGCGCAGAUAUUUAUUUUAUAAUUCACUUGUGGUUUUCCAUUUCGUUUGUGUUGUAUUUGUUUUAUUCGUUUCAACAUAUUGUUUAUCUUACUAUGACUGAGCACGUCAAAUUUCCAAUAAUCACUAUUGCACAAGAUAGUUUCGGCUUACUCGAAGCUCUAAACUGCGAUACAAAGAUUAUCAAAUCAUUGGCAUUAUACGAUCUCUAUCUAGCAACAAUAAAUGAUGUGUCCAGGAGAAAAGAUAUAUUUAGUCUGAGCUUUGCCGGCAACGUACCACAAAGCUGGAAAACUAUUUUCAACUUUUGUAUAAAUAACAUAAACCAUAUUACAGAGGAAAUGACCAACACGAUUCAACAAUUGCCGCCAACAGUAUUAAAUCGACGAGUAGUGACCAACGCCAGGUUAAUUGAACUAAAUGGUAUUUCAAAAUCGAAAGAACAGACCAUAAGCAAGCCAAACAAAAUAACCCAAUUUCUUGAGAAAUCUCGUUUGUACAAUUACCUUUUUGGACAGUUGGAAAAAGAUAAAACAUUAGAAGAGUUCGAAAGCGUCGUAUGGUGUUGCUAUAUAUUAUGUAAUUUAGCUGUGGCGUCUUUAAAAGAAGAUGAAUAUGGUGUGGUAAGGGAACACUUGGGUCAAAUCGUCAGUUCUAUAUUGAAUUUGAAAAAUCAGUUGGAACUUCAGAGAAGAGAGUUUGAUGAGCAAAACAAGAAGAAAAUAGAAUAUUUCAAAACGCACGUGAAGUCUUGUGCGGUAAUGCUAGCAUUAAAUUUUUCUAUGUACGCUAAUGAUAUUGGGUUAGACGAAGCUCAGUUAAAUAAUUUUAAAAAAAUUAUUGCUUCAUUAAACGAUUGUUAAUUAUUUUUUUUUUUUGUAUUAUAUUGUUUUAUAAAUAAAUAAGUACUUAUGUUGUAAGGUCAAUUUGUUAUAACCAAUGAACUAUUAUUAUUUAUUUAA
Molecule: messenger RNA, 1776 nt
Organism: Adelges cooleyi (spruce gall adelgid)
Lineage: Eukaryota; Metazoa; Arthropoda; Insecta; Hemiptera; Adelgidae
Gene: Ndc1
Product: nucleoporin Ndc1
Exons: 1
Coding region: 262-1677 (471 amino acids)
Biological process (GO): nuclear pore organization
Cellular component (GO): nuclear pore transmembrane ring
Molecular function (GO): protein-macromolecule adaptor activity
Source: RefSeq, a predicted model, not a curated record